Messenger RNA from Pygocentrus nattereri (red-bellied piranha), 2049 nucleotides. RefSeq names its product claudin 8 (gene cldn8.1). Gene Ontology annotation, cellular component: bicellular tight junction; plasma membrane. Lineage: Eukaryota; Metazoa; Chordata; Actinopteri; Characiformes; Serrasalmidae. Gene Ontology annotation, biological process: cell adhesion; bicellular tight junction assembly. The transcript has 2 exons. Gene Ontology annotation, molecular function: structural molecule activity. The record is from RefSeq and is a predicted model, not a curated record. The coding region runs from base 436 to 1269 and encodes 277 amino acids.
UCCAGUGGAGACCGGUGAGUAGAGAGCGGCACUGUUUCUUCCUGCCCCUCCUCCUGCUGCUCUGCAGGCACAAACACUGCCACAGGAGGAUACAAUUUCAUAGCAACCACCUCCAGAUCCCACCCAUCCUAUUCUCCAGCUCAGAGACCAGGGGGAGGGAGAGGCAGGUGCAUAAGCUAUCGACGGCUCAUUCGCUUGGAUGCAGAAAAGCUCCUCAGGUAGGCAGUGUAGCAACAGUCGACUUCUCUUGUCAGGAAUUAAGAGCUGAUCUAAUGAGACUUCAGGAGCAAAGAGUAAUCUAAUGAGGCUUCAAACACCGAGAAUGGUCUGUCAAGGCUUCAAAAACCAAGAGUUGAUCUGACAAGACUGGAAGAACCAAGAGUGACCUAACAAGACUUAUCUCCCUCACAGCAUCCAAGCAGACAAAACCAAGAAAUGGCAAGUGGGGCACUGGAGAUCGCAGCACUGUGCCUGACUCUACUUGGCCUGAUUGGGGCAGCGGCCAGCACGGGGAUGCCCAUGUGGCGUGUUACGGCCUUCAUUGGUGAGAAUAUCAUCGUCAUGGAGACACGCUAUGAAGGCUUGUGGAUGAACUGUUACCGGCAGGCCAAUAUCCGGAUGCAGUGUAAAGUGUAUGACUCCCUACUGGCCCUGACGCCGGACCUGCAGGCGGCCCGAGGCCUCAUGUGCUGCUCAGUUGCCCUGUCUGCAAUUGGCCUCCUCGUGGCCAUCAUGGGGAUGAAAUGUACCGCCUGUAUCCGUGACAACGACCGGGCCAAGCGGAUGGUACUGAUUGUGGCUGGCAGCAUGAUCAUCCUGGGCUGCCUUUGCUGCCUCAUCCCUGUCUCCUGGACGGGACAUGUGAUCAUCAGCGAUUUCUACAACCCUCUGCUGCUGGAUGCCCAGCGCAGGGAGCUGGGAGAGGCUCUCUACAUCGGCUGGGUGGCCUCUGCACUGCUCUUCGUGGGCGGAUGCAUAUUCACCUGCUGCCAUGAGUCCAUAGAUAAGGAGCCCGACCGAAAGCCUUACGGCUACGCCAGGAAUGUUCCCUAUGUGGCCUACCAGCCGCAACCCAUGGCCUUCCAACCCAGACCAGCUGCUGUGUCCUACGGCUACCCUUCCAGGGAGCCUUCCAUCAUCCAGACCUCCAGACAGCCCUCUAUGAUCCAGCCAUCCAGACAGCAGUCCUUCAUCCAACCCUCCAGGCAGCAGUCCUUCAUCCAACCCUCCAGGCAGCAGUCCAUCCGCAGUGCUGUUGCCUACCUAUGAGUGCUAACAUUGAGACAAAGCUUAAAUGUGGAUUGCAUGUAAAUGUUAGAAAGAGUCUCUAACAGCCCACUGUAUGUGCUCUAUAGGUAAUUUGUAGCUUGUGGAGAACAUGCUCUUCCGUUUACGACAGGUCAUUGAAUUUAAGUGGACAUUUCUCUGUUUCAUUUCAGAUAAACAAUGAUAAGAUAAGAUAAGAUAAGAUAAGAUAAGAUAAGAUAAGAUAAGAUAAGAUAAGAUAAGAUAAGAUAAUAAUGAUAACAGAUAAACUGUCAACAUUUCUGAGAUUACUGGAAUUCUUACAAAAAAAUUAGUAUAAAUUAUAGACUUUCUGUAUCUGUUGUCAGAACUGGGAAAUUUCACUGAUUUAUUUAAAGGUUCUGCAUAAUUAAAUGGCUAAGAUGUAAGCAGAGUCGUUCAGAGUGGUUUGGUGUGAAACGCUCCGUUCUAGAAAAACGUAUAAAGUCAGAGUUGUUAUGUUUGCAUUGUAUAUCCCAUGACCCCCGGUUCUAUCAACCCUGCUGUAAAGCGUCUAUAAUAACCAUUUCACACCAAACUAAUGAUUGACUUGACUGAAUUUUGAAGCUUGUCUUUGGUGUGUGUGUAUCACGUAUGUGUCUAUUUCAAAAUCCCAUUUCAAAUGUCAACAUGUUUCAGUGUCUAAAAACGUUCAGGAUUGUCUCAGGCAGCAUGUCGCUGCUGUAGGAGCAAAACCUCGCAUCUCCAAAAUGGUAACUUUAGAGGAGAAGGAAAAAACAUACUUCACUUUUAAUGUAAGUCAAU